CAAGACGCUGAUGGUCACUGAUAGAUUUCUUAAAUCUACUUCAUUCAUUUCUGGUGUGAGCGAUGGAGACAUGAAAAACUGUAUGCUUUACGUCUGAUUUAAAAGUUAACCAUAACCCUACAGUUUAAUCGUCCCUGUUUUAUAAACUAGCUAGCAAAGUUUAAAAAGUGAAUACGUUUAAUUAUUGUAUAAAUACAAUUAAUUAGAUUUGAGUGUAAGUGGAUCAUUUGGCUGAAUGACAAGUACAGUAAAUACUAACAUGAUUAAGGAAAACCCAUGGAACAUACCACCAAAUGCCCCCGCGUGCAUGGAGAAGCAUUUGGACUCGGCACAGUACAGGGCAGAUGGCACCUUGUUGCUGGGGGCCUCCAGUCUGACAGGCAGGUGCUGGUUGGGCUCUAUAUGGGUCUAUAGUGACCCCAAUCAGUCUCCAAAUGAGGGCUUCUGCAAGGCUGGUGUGCAGACUGAAGCAGGAGUCACCGAGGCAAAGUGGGUUUCAGAAAGGGGUGUCCUAGUGGCAUCUGACUCUGGUGCUGUUGAGCUGUGGGAGCUUUCGGAAGAUGAGAGUCUGCUGGUGAAUCGUUAUACCAAACACGAGCAUGAUCACAUUGUCAACAGUGUGAGCCCUGCUGGGUCAAGCCAUGCUGUCAGUGGCAGUAUGGACUGCCGAAUCAAAGUCUGGGACCUGAGUCAGGGGGAAGUGGUUAGCACAUAUAGUGCUCACUCUAAGCCAGUCACUUGUGUGUCCUGCAGUCCAUCCGAUGAUUCCCUCUUUCUGUCAUGCGGACAGGAUGGCCGCCUCUUGCUUUGGGACCGAAGGAAACCCACCAAACCAGCUUCUAGAUUAGACCUAGAGCCCAGCUGUUGCCCUACCUCAGUGGCCUGGCAUCCACACCAAAGGACCACAAUCGCCUACGGUGACGAGCUGGGACGGGUGAUGUUGAAGGACUUCCAGGGCACUGAGCCUGCCCAGAUACAAAGCAGUCACAGCCGCCAAGUCUCUGGCCUGGCCUUCUCUUCACACAGUGUCCCCUUGCUGGCCUCCAUCAGUGAUGACUGUUCUGUUGCUGUGAUGAACUCGGAUCUUAAAGAAAUGUUCCGAGACAGGAGGCACAAGGACUUUGUUCGGGGUGUCUGCUGGGCCCCUACCAGUCUUGAUUCUUUGACCACUGUGGGCUGGGACCACCAGGUCCUCCACCACAACGUGGCACAGGAGCACGCCACGGUGGACUCCAUUCCAUCUCCAUAGACCAACCACAGCUAUGGGGAGGGGGAUUCAUGGGGUUGGUGGGAGGUGGGCUGGUAGUGCGAUGCCGGUGUGAAGGUGUUAACACCCAGGGCAAUAUUACAAUAGUUUCCCCAACCAUAGUCUUAAAUUAGCCAUUUGAUAUCAUGGGAAUCUUUAAUGAACCCAGCUGGUCUACAGUCUAACCCCAUGUAGUCCUUGUGCUGUAUCACUCAGCAUGAGAGCUAGUCUCUGAGAAAUGUGACUCACUGGCUCAUUAGAAAACAAGAUUGUGGGUGGAUUGGAUUAACCAGUCGGUUAGACCGUAGUUUAUCGGAGUAUUCUGAAAUAACAUUGUGAACUAGUUUAACAUGGUUCAACUUGUGACUGCACCAUCAAUGCAAUGGCAGUUUCAGUACAUUUGAAAAUUCCUUUCAUAUUUUCUCCAGAGCUUUACUCACCAGUACACGGUUGUUCCAUUUCCUUUUCCCUUCCAUGGCACUUUGUGUUGACAUCUCUAUAGUGUGUACCAGACACUAAGCACCAUCCUAAUGUUUUUGUACAAGUUUUGGAUUGUAUGUAUAGGACCUGUCAAGUGGUGCUUUUUGGAAGUCUGGGCAGUGCAACUUGAAACUGACAAUGAUUUUUUUUCAUUCUUCAAUAAAGCUUGUCGCAAUAUUGUACAAUU
Molecule: messenger RNA, 1913 nt
Organism: Esox lucius (northern pike)
Lineage: Eukaryota; Metazoa; Chordata; Actinopteri; Esociformes; Esocidae
Gene: wdr77
Product: WD repeat domain 77
Exons: 10
Coding region: 236-1249 (337 amino acids)
Biological process (GO): oocyte axis specification
Cellular component (GO): methylosome
Molecular function (GO): protein binding
Source: RefSeq, a predicted model, not a curated record